CAUGACGAUCACCAGGACGCCAACUGGGAUCCAAUCAGCUGACCCAGAGUGCUUGUAUGACCCCACGGUGCUCGUUUGCAUGAUCCAUAGUGCUUACAUGACCCUCAGUUCUGGUUUAGAUGUGCACCAUAUGAGGAAAGAUUACAUAGAUAAUUAGACCAUACAACCCCUUGAGUCCAAACGGAGGCCAAUAGAAAGAGUACAAGUUUGUCCAGAACUCUCAUAAGCAAAUGAAGGACGGAAAGGAAACUGAUCCAUGGAAGUUAUCAUUAUACAAUCUUUGCAAAUGAAUCUGGUUAUUGACAAUGUGUAAAAAAAAAUGUAAAAGUAAGGUGGAGUAUGACAAUGCUUGAAAGGUAUAAUAAACACACGUGAUGACUAGUAUGCGAUUCUUGAAAUAUAAAACUUGUAUUUAAGUGUAAAAUCCCCAAGAACAUCGCAGUUGACAGCGUGUGUGUUCAUCUAUAAACAACACAAAUAUGGUGAGAAUCACGCUAGAUAUGGUUCGGAAGCGCGCCGAGCAUAAUGAAGGCCACGUGAGCACGCUAGAGGAGCUUUCCCUUCAUCAGCAGGACAUUGAGAGAAUUGAGCACCUCCAUCGAUGGUGUCCAAGGCUUCGCAUUUUGUAUUUGCAAGGGAAUCUCAUCUCCAAAAUCGAGAACGUGGGUCGGCUGCGUGACCUGGAAUACCUGAACCUGGCCCUUAACAACCUGGAGCGGGUGGAAGGUCUAAGCAGGUGCGAGUCACUACGUAAAUUGGACCUCACAGCUAAUUUCAUCAUCGAUCUGACCUCCUUGACGAGUCUUCAGGACCUGCCGUGCCUUGCCGAACUACACAUGACGGGCAAUCCUUGCACGAGUUACCGCGGCUACAGAGCUUGGGUCAUCUGUGUCCUACCGGGCUUGGAGGAGCUAGACGGGGCAAGGAUCACCAGAUCAGAAAGGCUUCGGGUCCUUCAAGAGUUUUCCGAAGCCGCUGCCACUGUCACGGUUGAUCAGGAACUGGCUAUGGAGAAGCGAAGUAAGGAGCGGGAGAACUGCGAAUGUGAGAUGGAGAACAGCGACGAGGAGGACGAGGAAAACGACGAAAAGUGGUGGAAGGGCGCAAGUAGCCACACUCCUGAGACCCGGGUAGCCAUGCACCGCCGCCUCGCCCGCCAGAGGGACCGCCAAAAUACCUCUCGUACUCCCCACGAGGACAUCAGGAAGCAGCGGCGUGAGGUUCGUCUUUUCACUGCUGACGGGCGCCCCCUCAAUGUCAACGCUGCCAAGCUCACGUUCCAGUUGACCGAGGACGAGGAAAGCAACUGUUUCGUCCUCGAGGUGAACACAUACAGACACCUGGACGCUUCCUUGGUGACGUGCAACGUGGAGCCUUGGUACGUGCGGGUCACAGUGAAGGGGAAGGUACUGCAGCUGGUCAUGUUGGAAGAGGUCAGGCCGGGUCAAGCCACUGCCCAAAGGUCCCAGGUUACCGGCCACCUCGUUGUCAAGAUGCCUAAGCUUGCGCCUCCCCGCUUCCCGUCAUCCGCCAGCAAGCCGGAGAAGAUCAUGCCGGUGACCCGUUCCUCUGCCUUCUCUUCCUCUGCAUCAAGCUUCGUGCGUCCAUCAAGCCCCGAGCCGCGAGAGACCUCAAGGCAGAAGGAGCAGCAGUCCAGCCACUCCAAUUACCUAGAGGUCACGGAGAGGAAGUCAAGUGUCGAUUACACCAACAUCGUCAGCACAGGCAGCGUCAGCAGCGGGCAGCCGUGUGAGACGCGGUGCUCUCUUGUUCCUGCCAGACCUAUCUCCCCAGACUUUGUGGAUGAUCCUUCUGUUCCGCCGCUUGAGUAACAUCGUCAGUUAGUCGUCAGUUUGUCACUUUUGUAACAUUCAAAGCCGUGGCUGUAUAAAGAUAAUCUGGCUCCCUGUU
Messenger RNA from Scylla paramamosain (green mud crab), 1911 nucleotides. It is a transcript of the gene tilB, whose product is annotated as dynein axonemal assembly factor 11-like. Lineage: Eukaryota; Metazoa; Arthropoda; Malacostraca; Decapoda; Portunidae. Bases 480 to 1832 code for a protein of 450 amino acids. The record is from RefSeq and is a predicted model, not a curated record. The transcript has 10 exons. Gene Ontology annotation, biological process: outer dynein arm assembly. Gene Ontology annotation, cellular component: cytoplasm. Gene Ontology annotation, molecular function: protein binding.